Molecule: messenger RNA, 475 nt
Organism: Zeugodacus cucurbitae (melon fly)
Lineage: Eukaryota; Metazoa; Arthropoda; Insecta; Diptera; Tephritidae
Exons: 1
Coding region: 1-246 (81 amino acids)
Source: RefSeq, a predicted model, not a curated record
AUGGUGCAAAAACAUCGUUCAGCUUCCAAAGCCACCCUCGCCAAGGAUGUGAGCCCGAUGCGCAACAUGACAAUCAACAAGCAUGCGCUCGCCUCGAGCCCCGCCAGCAGCAUGGCCCAAAGCUUCGGUGGCCGCUUAUGUGUGCCCACAGCAACAACGAGCAGCUACAGCAGCGCAGACAAAUGGAAAUACAACAACAUGGUGAACAAUCAACGCGAACAAUUCAACAGUUUGCACUUCUGCUAAGCUGCUGAUAGUGGUCACCGAAAGCUAGCAACCGGCGCGGGUGUCCAAAAGUGCGAAAUACCAUCAAAUUUUUAGAAAAAUUCAACGCUAAAACAGUAAGAUCAGCGCCGUCGCAUAUAUUUCGUUACUAAAGGCUUACAAGCACACACAUACACACACCCAUGUAAAACACCAUCCAAGUUGUUUCUUAGCAUUCCAAUAAAGCAUAAAUUAUAUAUAUUAUAGUUAA